GUGUGCUACGUUUCCAUAACGUGUUUUUAUCAGUGACCGAGGAAUUCAGUGUCGCAAGUUUUCAAAACAUUUGACCAUAUUUUCCGAAUCACAUCGGCGUGGAAUCGGCGUGAAAACCGAGCAUCCCCUCCGAUUGAUAACAACACCGACAAUCUGUGGGGGAAAGUGCCUUCGUUCGAUUUGUUGUGCGCGUCGGAUGCGGCGCAAACUUUCUCCCUCCCUGUCUCUCUCUCUCUCUGGGCUCUGGCCAACGUUUCGAGUCACGGGCGCCCACAGUAAGUUCGCGGCAGUUGUGCGCUAAGCAACCAUUUGGUGGCCCGUUGGACUUUUCACAGCCUCCUCAUCGACAGCCUACUAUUGUGCGUUUGAAAGACACACGUUUCAUUGUUUGCUAGCGUUACUGUAACGUCGAUUGUGUGGUUCAAAACUUCUCGGUUGCAGCAAAGUGCGUCAGCAAAUUCAUCAACAGCACCAUGUUUGUGAAACGUAGGAAGGUGGCCAACUUCAACAAUAACUCGUUUCUGGGCAAUUCAAACUAUGAACCCAACCGCAACCUCAUAAAUGGUGCACACGUGCUGCCGGAGAAGGUAUUCCGCUGUGGAAAGCACAAGGAUUGCACCGGAAAUGUAUCGGAAGAGUGCCUACAGGUGGCGACGAAUGUGACGGAGCAGAAGCACAACGUGUCGCGUGAGGUUCGCGGACAGAACCUGGGGCUAUGUCGUGGUUUCCGUGGCUGUACGAUAUGGUUGACGGGUCUGAGCGGUGCCGGAAAGACCUCGAUCGCGUUCGAGCUGGAAGCGUACCUCGUCUCGAAGGGUAUUCCAGCGUACGGGCUGGAUGGGGACAACAUUCGUACGGGGCUGAACAAGAACCUGGGCUUCUCGCAGGUCGAUCGCGAGGAGAACAUACGCCGCGUGGCCGAGGUGGCGAAACUGUUCGCCGACAGUGGCGUCGUGUCGAUCUGCAGCUUCGUUUCACCGUUUGCCGAGGAUCGCGAGAUGGCGCGCAAGAUUCAUAAGGAUAUGGAUUUGAAGUUUUUCGAAAUCUACAUCGACACACCGCUGGAAGUUUGCGAAACGCGUGACGUGAAGGGACUGUACAAGAAGGCACGCCAGGGCGUCAUCCAGGGGUUUACCGGUGUCACGCAGGCUUACGAAGCACCCGAGGCGCCCGAUCUGCGUGUCAGCACCGAAGGACUAACGGUGCGCGAAUCGACACUCCAGCUGAUCAAGCUGCUCGAGGAUGAAGCGAUCAUACCAAAGUUUCUCAAGGAAGAUGCCCCCCUACCGGAGCUGUUCGUGUCGGACGCACUGAAAGCGGCCCUCGAGACGGAAGCCAAAACGUUACCUUCGCUGACGAUAGGCACGGUAGAGCUCCAGUGGUUGCAGAUUCUGGCCGAAGGGUGGGCCUACCCGCUGAAGGGUUUCAUGCGUGAGCAAGAGUAUCUGCAGGCGUUGCACUUUAACUGUUUGCUCAGUGACGAUGAGACGCUGCGUGUCAAUCAGUCCGUACCGAUAGUGCUGUCUGCCACCGAGGCCGAUAAGCAGCGACUGGAAGGGGUCAGCGCCCUGGCACUGCACUACGAGGGCCGCAUCGUGGCCGUCCUGCGAAAACCGGAAUUCUUCGCGCAACGCAAGGAGGAACGCUGUGCGCGGCAGUUCGGGACGACCAAUCGCGAUCAUCCGUACAUUCGCAUGAUCUACGAGUCGGGUGACUAUCUCGUCGGUGGUGAGAUAGAGGCACUGGAGCGAAUCCGCUGGAACGAUGGGCUCGACAGCUACCGGCUGACACCGAACGAGUUGCGACAGAGGUUCCGCGAAAUUAAGGCCGAUGCAGUGUUCGCCUUUCAGCUGCGCAAUCCCAUCCACAACGGUCACGCACUGCUGAUGAGUGACUGCCGGCGACAGUUGCUGGAGCGCGGCUUCAAGAACCCGGUACUGUUGCUGCAUCCACUCGGUGGCUGGACGAAGGAUGACGAUGUGCCACUGCCGGUGCGAAUGGCACAGCACCAGGCGGUACUGGAUUCGGGUGUCCUCGAUCGUGAGCACACGGUCCUGGCCAUCUUUCCCUCACCGAUGAUGUACGCCGGUCCAACCGAGGUGCAGUGGCACGCUAAAGCUCGCAUGAAUGCAGGUGCUAAUCAUUACAUCGUUGGACGGGAUCCGGCCGGUAUGCCACACCCGGACAAGAGCGUUUAUCCGGAUGGUAACUUGUACGAGGGUACACAUGGUGCACGCGUUCUCAAGAUGGCACCAGGAUUGGAUAGCAUAGAGAUCCUUCCAUUCCGAGUGGCAGCGUACGAUAAGUCCAAAUCGCAGAUGGCCUUCUUCGAUCCGGCUCGCAAGGCCGACUUUGAUUUCAUCUCAGGGACGCGCAUGCGAACGUUGGCGCGCAACGGUGAAAAUCCGCCCAAUGGAUUCAUGGAACCGAAAGCUUGGCAAAUACUGGCCGAGUACUAUCAGUCACUGCAGAAGCAGUGAGCGUAUUGGCAUUUAUCCGUGUCCGCGUUCGCGUCCGAGCGAAGAUUUUUGUUUAUUAGUCAUGUGGCAUUUGAUGUUUUCAUGUGUUUUUUUGAUUUCAUUUUAAAUCAUAUUUUACGCUGCUUCGGUGCACAAUGGUACUGUGCACAACUUCCGUGGUCAACAAUGAUAUAAAUACGUUACUUUGGAAAAAUA
Messenger RNA from Anopheles aquasalis, 2675 nucleotides. RefSeq names its product 3'-phosphoadenosine 5'-phosphosulfate synthase (gene Papss). The record is from RefSeq and is a predicted model, not a curated record. Lineage: Eukaryota; Metazoa; Arthropoda; Insecta; Diptera; Culicidae. Gene Ontology annotation, biological process: sulfate assimilation; 3'-phosphoadenosine 5'-phosphosulfate biosynthetic process. Gene Ontology annotation, molecular function: ATP binding; sulfate adenylyltransferase (ATP) activity; adenylylsulfate kinase activity.